Molecule: messenger RNA, 4754 nt
Organism: Anolis sagrei ordinatus
Lineage: Eukaryota; Metazoa; Chordata; Lepidosauria; Squamata; Anolidae
Gene: ERBB2
Product: erb-b2 receptor tyrosine kinase 2
Biological process (GO): multicellular organism development; negative regulation of apoptotic process; protein phosphorylation
Cellular component (GO): basal plasma membrane; plasma membrane; signaling receptor complex
Molecular function (GO): ATP binding; transmembrane receptor protein tyrosine kinase activity
Source: RefSeq, a predicted model, not a curated record
GCGCGCCCAGCGCGUUCCCGACGCUCAAGGUUGGAGGAGAAAGAAGGUGGUGGCUUCUCUCUUUCUCUCUCCUUUCCCUUCGCGGAAGUGGGAAGCAAGAAGUCGGAGUUGUGAAGUUGGGAUCGGGAAGGAAAGUGGGACGAGAAGCUCUUGCAAAGGCAAACCAACUAAUCGGGCUGGAUUUGGAGGAAAGGAUUUGGAAAAGAAGAAGGAACUCCUCCAGCCAAGUUUGGAAGGAUGAGCCGGGCUUGGUCAUGACAAAACAAUGGGGCCCUUUCUCAGCCCCGGCUGGCUUGGUUUGGGGUUCCUCCUGGGAUCGGUUCUGCCCAGAGUUUGGCCCACCGAAGUCUGCACAGGGACUGAUAUGAAGCUGCAACUUCCCUCCAGCCCAGAAAACCACCAUGCCACCCUCCGCCGGCUCUAUGAAUAUUGUCAAGUUGUGCAAGGCAACCUGGAGAUCACACACCUACCAGCAAAUGCAGAUACUUCCUUCCUUAAGGACAUUAGAGAGGUCCAGGGAUAUGUGCUGAUUGCCAAGAAUAAUGUGCUUAACUUGCAUCUGGAGAACCUCAUCAUCAUUCGUGGGACCCAGCUAUAUGAGGACAAGUAUGCACUGGCCAUCCUUGACAAUGCCGACCACAGUGGGAAUGUAGGACUGCGGGAACUGGGCAUGUUGAAACUGACAGAAAUCUUGAAAGGCAGUGUGAUUGUUAAAAGGAACCCACAACUGUGUUUCCAGGAAACCAUCUAUUGGGAUGCCAUCUUCCAUAAAGACAACAAGCAAAAUGACACAGAGAUCAGUAGCCAGCGACUUCGGCCAUGCCCUGACUGCAGCCAAAUCUGCCCCAAUGGCCACUGCUGGGGAGAAGCCAAAGGGAGCUGCCAGACAUUGACAAGCACAAUCUGUGCCAGCAGCUGUGCCAGGUGCAAGGGCAGGCGCCCGACAGAUUGUUGCCAUGAGCGGUGUGCGGCGGGCUGCACAGGACCCAAGCAUUCAGACUGCCUGGCCUGUUUGAACUUCAAUCACAGUGGGGUCUGUGAACUCCAUUGCCCGCCACUCAUCAUCUACAAUCCAGACACCUAUGAAUCAAUGGCCAAUAUCCAUGGGCGCUAUACCUUUGGAGCAACUUGUGUCACCGAAUGCCCUUAUAAUUACCUGGCUGCAGAGGUGGGUUCUUGCACUUUGGUAUGUCCUCAGAAUAGCCAGGAAGUGCGUGUGGGUACCAUGCAGAAGUGUGAAAAGUGCACCAAGCCCUGCCCAGAAGGUUGCUAUGGCUUGGGGAUGGGCUCCUUAAAGGGGAUUCGUGCUGUCAAUGCCUCCAAUAUCCAUCACUUUGCCGGCUGCACCAAGAUUUUUGGCAGCUUAGCCUUUCUGCCUGAGACCUUUGCAGGAGAUCCUGACACGAAUACCCCACCCUUGGAUCCUCAGCAGCUUAAAAUAUUUGAGAACCUGAAAGAUCUCACUGGCUACCUCUACAUUGAAUCAUGGCCAGAGACUCUCUCAGACUUGACUCCCUUCCAGAACCUUCAGAUCAUCCGAGGUCGAGCCCUCUACAACGGAGCGUAUUCCCUAACGUUGCAGCACCUCAACAUCUCCUCUCUUGGCCUGCGUUCACUGCAGGAGAUCAGCAGUGGGAUGGUCCUUGUCCACCACAACCCUAAUCUGUGUUUCAUCCAAAGUGUGCCAUGGGGAGAGAUCUUCAAAAACCCGCGGCAGACGCUGUUCCAGAAUGAUAACAGCCCAGUUGAGCAGUGUGAACUUCAAGGUCAGGUGUGUUUCCCACUGUGCUCCAAUGGACAUUGCUGGGGACCAGGGGCAACUCAGUGCAAGGCCUGUAAUGGUUUUCUGCGUGGAAAGGAAUGUGUUGAGACCUGCAACAUUCUGGAUGGAGAUACCAGGGAAUACGUCAGUGGAACACGGUGCUUUCCCUGCCACCCAGAGUGCAUGCCCCAAAAUGGAACAGAGUCCUGCAAUGGCUCGGAGGCAGAUCAAUGUGUGGCUUGUGCUCAUUACAAAGAUGGCCUUUCUUGUGUGGAGCGGUGUCCCAGCGGUGUGAAGAUGGACAACUCUUUUGUCCUCAUCUGGAAAUAUGCUGAUGAUGAAGCCCUUUGUCAGUUCUGUCCAAUCAACUGCACACAUUCAUGCGCAAUCCGAGAUGAAUUAGGCUGCCCAGUGGAUCAGAAACCUGGCCAGGCUACCUCCAUCAUAGCUGGAGUGGUGGGGGCUGCCCUUGCCCUGGUCCUCUUGCUUAUCAUCAUUGUUUGCAUCAACCGACGGAAGCAGCAAGAGAGGAAACAUACAAUGCGCCGUCUUCUGCAGGAGACUGAGUUGGUGGAGCCAUUGACACCGAGUGGGGCUCUGCCAAACCAGGCUCAGAUGCGUAUUCUCAAGGAGACGGAAUUGAAAAAAGUCAAGGUGUUGGGGUCCGGUGCUUUUGGAACAGUGUACAAGGGUGUUUGGAUUCCAGAUGGUGAGAAUGUGAAGAUCCCAGUGGCCAUCAAAGUCUUGCGAGAAAACACCUCUCCCAAAGCAAACAAGGAGAUAUUGGAUGAGGCAUAUGUCAUGGCAGGUGUGGGCAGCCCAUAUGUUUCUCGGCUUCUGGGAAUCUGCCUCACUUCCACGGUGCAGCUGGUGACUCAGCUCAUGCCAUACGGCUGUCUGCUGGACUAUGUGCGGGAGAACAAGGACCGUAUUGGUUCCCAGGACCUUCUGAACUGGUGUGUGCAGAUAGCAAAGGGUAUGAGCUACCUGGAGGAAGUCCGUCUGGUGCAUCGAGACUUGGCUGCCAGGAAUGUUUUGGUGAAGAGUCCAAACCACGUGAAGAUCACGGAUUUUGGCUUGGCCCGACUGCUGGACAUUGAUGAGACAGAAUAUCAUGCAGAUGGAGGAAAGGUGCCCAUCAAAUGGAUGGCAUUGGAGUCCAUCUUGCGCAGGCGAUUCACUCACCAAAGUGAUGUGUGGAGCUAUGGUGUAACUGUAUGGGAGCUGAUGACAUUUGGCGCCAAACCGUACGAUGGCAUUCCAGCCCGGGAGAUCCCUGAUCUGCUAGAGAAAGGAGAGAGGCUGCCGCAGCCCCCCAUCUGCACCAUUGAUGUUUACAUGAUCAUGGUGAAAUGUUGGAUGAUUGACUCAGAAUGCCGGCCUAAGUUUCGAGAACUGGUCACAGAGUUCACUCGUAUGGCCAGGGAUCCACAACGUUUUGUGGUCAUCCAGAAUGAUGAUAAAAUGGGUCUAGCCAGCCCCAUUGACAGCACUUUCUACCGCACGUUGCUAGAGGAAGAAGACAUGCAAGAUCUGGUGGAUGCAGAAGAGUACUUGGUCCCUCACCAGGGGUUCUUCGGUAAUGAGGCAUCGCCUGACUAUCGUUCUCGGAUACCUUCAAACAGAAGUACCACAGAGACUCAGCCAGAUGCAGAGGAGACUGGCGAAUCAGCUCAGAGUCCAUAUUUGGGCCCAUUGCUCCCAGAACAGCCAAACAGUGUCCUCACUAACUUGAUGCUUGAUGGAGACUGCGCAGCAAGCAAGGCAUUGCAGGACUCAUUGCCAGAGUCUAGCCCUCUUCAGCGCUACAGUGAAGAUCCCACCAGUCCUUCAACUAAUGAACAUGAGGAUCUGGAGGCUCAAAACUACAAUUCACCAUCUGGUUUGAUUCCAGAAUAUGUUAACCAGCCAGAAAACAACUUGCCUUCCUGCAAAAUUGUUCGACCGCCCGGGACUACCCUAGAAAAGGCAAAGGGUCAUUUUGGCAAGAAUGGACUCAUCAAAGAUCCAAAGAAUGCCUUCCCCAGCAGUUUCACCAAUGUGGUGGAAAACCCAGAAUAUCUGACGCCGUGCAACCUCCCUGUGGCUGGCCCUUUAUCCCAAGCCUUUGACAAUCUUUAUUAUUGGAAUCAAGACCCUUCCAAGAGCAACCCAGUAGAAUUCUUUGCUACCUCUGUUGCUCCUGUUGCCACCACUAAUGGUUUCACCACAACCCCAACUGCGGAGAAUCUGGAGUACCUCGGUCUUUCAGAAUCUGUCACUUGCUCCAAGGACUUUGCAUGAAGACCAUUCCCCAUCACCAGAGACAUCUGUUUUCAUAAUGAAGGCAGCUCAGGACACAAAAUUGUGAAUUAUUAAUUCAUGUAAGAAUGAGUAAGAUUCAUAUAGGCCUCUUCAGGCCAAGGAGGUUCCUUUUUUCUCUUCUUCCUGGCAGCUAGGCUAAGGCAGGGAUGGACAGAAGAUAGAUCUGGAUCUCAUGGCUGAUUCACAGUGCAUUACAAUGGAUUGCUGAUUCUCGGAGCAGCAAAAAUGUUAUACCUGACAUAUACACUUUAAUUUAUACUUCUCAAAUUUAUACUGAGAUGAUCAGGAGUGUGUUUUUGUGUGGGAAACCUUUGAGCAUCACUCAGUUCCAGCACUCAGGACUAAUUCCUGGGCCUAGAAUUAUAUUUUAUAUGUAUGACUAUUGCAUCAAGUUCUGGUUGAUGGGUCUAAGGGUUCAAGUAAAGGAAAAAUAAGAAAAUAGGACGCACAUGCCUAUAUGGGAUUUGUGACAGUUUCCGUCAAACGGCAUGCAAACAAAAUGGAGUGCUCCUCAGUUUCUUCCUCAUCUCUUCCUUGGAUUGCAAGACAGAAGGGGUCAGACCACUACUUGGAUUACUGCAUUUAGAGUUGAAACUUUUGGAGAGGGUGUUAGAGAAAAGCCACAGGAAGAUGUCCAUCCUGGAUUUUGCACUGACAGCAAGGAAAAGCCAUGAGAUAUUCUUUUGAG